AUGGCUGACGUUUGGGACGGGGCGAUGGUGACGACGAAGAAAAAGAAGAAGAAGCAGCCUUGUUUUUAUUUACUACCCACAUCAGCAGUGUCACCCGUUUCUCAACUUUCACUCUUUCGUACGUCUUGUUUGAGUGCUGCUUGCGACUGUUGUCAUUUUGGCUCUUCUGCUGUUACGUCUUCGUCUUCCUUCUUACUAGCUCUUCAAUCCUGGAAGGAAGACAGUGCACCGCCUUCUUCCAAUUAUUACGAUUACCGCAAUUUCUUUCUCUUUCUUCUCUUUUUUCUUUUUCUCUUCUUUUUUUCUUUCUUUUCCUUUCUUUCUUUUUCUUUUUUCUCUCUUUUCUUUCUUUCCUUUCUUUCUUCUUUUUCUUUUUUAAUUUUUCUUUUUUUUCUUUCUUUCUUUUUUUUCUUUUCUUUCUUUUUCUUUUUCUUUCUUUUUCUCUCUUUCUUUCUUUUUCUUUCUCUCUUUCUUUUCUUUUCUUUCUUCUCUUUUUCUUUCUUUCUCUUUUUUUUCUGA
Molecule: messenger RNA, 519 nt
Organism: Acanthosepion pharaonis
Lineage: Eukaryota; Metazoa; Mollusca; Cephalopoda; Sepiida; Sepiidae
Source: the annotation of a GenBank genome assembly